Molecule: messenger RNA, 609 nt
Organism: Entamoeba invadens IP1
Lineage: Eukaryota; Evosea; Mastigamoebida; Endamoebidae
Product: carboxy-terminal domain RNA polymerase II polypeptide A small phosphatase, putative
Exons: 1
Coding region: 1-609 (202 amino acids)
Molecular function (GO): phosphoprotein phosphatase activity
Source: RefSeq, a predicted model, not a curated record
AUGACAAGCCUCAUCGUUCGCCGCCCUACAGAAUUCACCCUAAACGACGCCAAAGUCAGUCCGAUCGUCAGUCCCUGUCUUCCCGAAAGUGAUGGAAGGCGUUCGUUAGUAUUUGACCUCGACGACACGUUGAUUCACACAUAUCCCAACCCGGUCAUCCAACGUGUUGGGUUAUAUCCCGUCGAGUUUGGGACCAAAACGUAUUACUUUGAGAUCCGCAAUGGAGUUGUUGACUUUUUGAAACGGAUGAAAAAGGAAUACGAGUUGAUCUUGUUCACUUCCGCCGAUCAAAGAUACGCCGAUCAAAUCCUUCAAGUCCUCGAAAGCGAUGAACCUUUGUUCGAGCAAAAAUUGUACCAGACCGAUUGCGUGACACAGACCGGGUUCGUUAAAGACUUACAGAAGGUCGGAAGAGAUAAAUUCACUACUAUCUGCUUCGACGACUACCCUUACGGUUGGGCGUCUCAAGACAACAUUUGCGUCUGCAAGAAGUAUAACGGAGGGCAAGACGCGGAAGUCAAGAGAUGGGAGAACAUUGUUACCCAAUGUUCUUCUUUGUUUGACGUCAGAGAGGCACUUCUAGAAUACUCAAUGUGUCUCUUGCUGUAA